AUGAAUGGGAAGAUCCGAAAUAAAUUAGGAAUCAUCCCUACAAAUGUCAUCUGGGGAGAUUGUAAAAUACUUGGAGUUAGUUAUCUUGGAACACAAAACGUGACAGAGCGAGGGUUUGAGUGUCAAGCGUGGGACAAACAGUAUCCACACAGACACAGCUACGGAUCCUACCCCGGGGCUAGUGAGAACUAUUGCAGAGAUUUUGAUUCUGACGAACCGUGGUGCUUGACAACGAACAGAAAAGUGGUCUGGGAUCGGUGCAUAGUGCCUUCUUGUGGGGUAAAUGUGACAGUGAAUUCGUCCUCGUGUGCGUUAAUCAAUGAAUUGGAUAUAUCUGAACUGAAAAACGAACGAAGUUGUAGAUUCUACUGCAACUGGAUUAGGACAACUAUAAAUGACGCAAUAGCGGAAAGAAAUCUGCAAAAUGAACGUACCUGUAGAAUUCGGGACAAGAAAAAAAUAGUUCGUAAACAUGAGCACCUUCUUCACAGGGGCACCUAUACACCUUGGAUGUGCUCCAUCUCAAUUUUUGACGGCAAGAAAUAUGGUAAGUUUUAUCAAAUAUGCAUGCUCUUUAAAACUGUCCAACGAAACGGGUUCGUUGUGCAUAUGUCAAUAAAAGGUAUAUGUUUGUUUCUAAAUAUGUCAGAACUUUAUUACAAUUACUUGAUAUAUCUAUUGCAUGUCAAUGAAAACGUGAAGGUAACAGAUAGUGAUCAAUCUCAUAAUUCCUACAAAAAUUACAAAAUUAACAGUAGAGGAAUAAUUACAGUGUACAUAUGUACAUGUUGUUGUAGUUGUAACGCGGGGGAAAUGUUAUGAUAGUUCAUCUUUAGUUGCUACAGUUAUCCAGCGAUAAACUGUAUUCAUGAAAACAAAUAUUGUCAACUAAUUACAUUAUUUGUCGAAAUGCGCAUCUGGUGCAUCAUAAUUGAUACCGUAUUUAAGUUUUACAUUUUGACCCCUGGGUCGAGGCCUCUGCUGGUGGACUGUUAGUCCCUGAGGGUCUCCACAGCCCAGUAGCUAAGUACUUCGUUACUAGCUUGAAAACACGGAUGUAUAUUUAAUUGCUGUUUUAAAAUUUAGAAAUACAUUUCCAAAUUAAGGAUUAUCUCCCUCACGCAUAGGUCUUAUCCUUAGACGAAUUUGACUCCACUUUCUUGACACAUUGCUUUCCCUAUAAUUGCUCUAAAACUUCAUAGUUAUUUCGGAUUUCAAACAUUUCGGUUGAGCAUCACUGAAGAGACAUUAUUUGUCGAAAUGCGCAUCUGAUGCAUCAAAAUUGGUACCGUAUAAGUUUUACAUUACAUUAAAUCAAAAUUUAUAUUUAGAAUAUGGGGAAUAUUAGCAUAGUCUAUUCAAUGUAAAACAUUUUUCUUCGAGGGAUGAUACUUUCUUAUGUUACCUUCGUUUGCACACAAUACAUUACACUCAGUGAACAAGUAAAGAAAACAGUGAUCAAUCUCAUGAAUAUUCUAAAGAAUAAAAAAUGAAGAACAGAGCAAGCACGGACCCCUAGACAUACGUUAUGUGCGUUAUCAACUAUGAUGUUUAAAAAAAAUUUUAUUAAAAUAAAGUAAAAAUAUAACGAACAGUGAUUAUUCUCCUAACUCCUACAAGCAAUACAAAACAGAGAGUUGGGCAAACACGGGCCCUGCAUAUACCAGAGGUGGGAUUAGGUGCCUAGGAGGAGUAAGCAUCCCCUGUCGAUUGGUCACUUAGGGCUAGGGUAAAUGCCAAGACGGAC
Ostrea edulis (European flat oyster) is the source of this 1747-nucleotide messenger RNA. RefSeq lists its product as uncharacterized. Lineage: Eukaryota; Metazoa; Mollusca; Bivalvia; Ostreida; Ostreidae. The transcript is spliced from 5 exons. Gene Ontology annotation, molecular function: endopeptidase activity; signaling receptor binding. The coding region runs from base 1 to 822 and encodes 273 amino acids. The record is from RefSeq and is a predicted model, not a curated record.